AUGGUCCUGUUUAGUGGUGGUACUAGAAUAAAAGUACAAGGUACUGACUUUGAUAUUGGUAAUAAAGAAAUGACUAGAGUAAUACUGAGAGAAUCAUCAUCAAGAAAGAAGAGAAACACAUGUCCUGAUGUUAACUGUACUAUUAUGAGUAUUACUAAUACUGAGAUCAAUUGUGUUACUGGUAGUGUAAAUGCUAGUGACUGUAUGAAGAAUGUAAUAGUAUCAGUCAAUGGAGCUUCAUUCUUUAAUACUAGUAUAAGUUAUCAUUAUAAACCUGAUCCUACUUUUGAUAGUAUCAGCCCUAUGAACAUAAUACCAGCUGGUGGCAUUCAACUAGUAUUCACUGGUGCUAAUUUAAAUUCAGUUCAGUCUCCUACUAUUACUAUUACUGAUAGUAGAUUGAUUCCUAGUAGUAUUGAGUCUUGUGUCUUUAAUACUGAUGCUACAUUGGUCUGUAUUGCUCCUAAUAUUAGUAAUGUGACAGACAGCAGUUACUAUGGGACACAUAUUGAAUACAUGCUAAUGUUAGAUGGAGCAGAGUCACCUAAUUACAUGAAUACUGAUCUGAGACUAACACUGCAACCUAAUCCAAUAUUUACUGGUAUUGAUGUUAACUCAAGAUCUAUAUCAGUUGAUGGUAGUAAAGUUAUUACUAUUACAGGAAUGAACAUAAGAUCUGUUCGUGAUUCAGAGAUUAAUAUUACACUAGGAGACAAUGAUAACGAUGUGUGUAAUGUCAGAACAAGCUCUAAUACUGAGAUUACCUGUAGGCCACCAGGCAAGCCAUCAGGUACCACACUAGUACUAAGAGUCAGAGUGGGAAGAAAUUUAGUGUUUCCACCAAAUGGUGUCACUGGCCCUGAAUGGACGCUAGUAUAUACUAGAACUACUAGUACUAGUAGUAGUACUACUAUUACUAGUAGUACUACUACUAUUACUGCAAUUACUACUACUACUGGGCCUACUAGCACUAGCACUAGUACUCCCGGUUCUACGUCAAUUGAAGCUAUUGUUGGAGGAUCUAUAGCAGCUAGUGUUAUUAUUACAGUGUUGAUUGUAGCAAUACCAUUGAUAAUUGUCAUUUUUAUUUUAAAAAAGAGACCAAAGGACAAAAAAGACAAGUUAAUAGUUUAUGAAGAUAAUGUAGUUGUCCCAAUGUCUAACAAUAUGAUUUAUCUUAGCAACAUUAGCCAAGAUAACAUUCUCCUUCCCCAGUCUAACCCAGCAUACAUUAAAGCAUCAGCUAUUCACAUAUAUGAUGAAAUACCUGCAGGCCAUUAUGAAGAAAUACCAGCAGUAAAGAAAAAAAAUCUUCACAAUAAUGAUAAUGAUAAUGAUGAUGCUAUAAGAAAUCAAGAAGAUCAAGACAAUUACAGCUAUGUUAGUCAAGUGAAUCAAGAUGAUCAAGAUAAUGACAGCUAUGUUAGUCAUGUGAAUCAAAAUGAUCAAGAUAAUGAAGAUAAUGAAGGCUAUGUUGAUACAGGAGUGGUUAGUGAUAUUGCUCUAAGUCAAGAAGAUAAAGGAAGCUACAAAAAUAUUUCAGAUAAUGAUGAUUAUAUUUGAAAAAAUGCUU
Molecule: messenger RNA, 1573 nt
Organism: Amphimedon queenslandica
Lineage: Eukaryota; Metazoa; Porifera; Demospongiae; Haplosclerida; Niphatidae
Product: plexin-A4-like
Exons: 8
Coding region: 1-1563 (520 amino acids)
Biological process (GO): semaphorin-plexin signaling pathway
Molecular function (GO): semaphorin receptor activity
Source: RefSeq, a predicted model, not a curated record